AUGGAAAACAGUAGUACUGAAUUCAUGAAAAAUCCUGCGAAUAAUACUCAAGACAAGAAUAAGAAAGGCAAGGACAAAGACAAUGACAAGGACAAGAACACUGAAUUCAAGUCUGAACAUAGAGAUAAUGAUGCAAGAACCUACUAUCAUUGUCAAAAGAUUGAUCAUAUUCAGACUGACUGUUGA
Molecule: messenger RNA, 186 nt
Organism: Blastomyces gilchristii SLH14081
Lineage: Eukaryota; Fungi; Ascomycota; Eurotiomycetes; Onygenales; Ajellomycetaceae
Exons: 1
Coding region: 1-186 (61 amino acids)
Source: RefSeq, a predicted model, not a curated record